Messenger RNA from Vespa velutina, 5769 nucleotides. It is a transcript of the gene p120ctn, whose product is annotated as catenin delta-2. The record is from RefSeq and is a predicted model, not a curated record. The transcript has 16 exons. Lineage: Eukaryota; Metazoa; Arthropoda; Insecta; Hymenoptera; Vespidae. Bases 1752 to 4781 code for a protein of 1009 amino acids. Gene Ontology annotation, cellular component: cytoplasm; adherens junction; plasma membrane. Gene Ontology annotation, molecular function: cadherin binding. Gene Ontology annotation, biological process: cell-cell junction assembly; cell-cell adhesion.
GGUGGUGGUGGUGGUGGUGGUGGUGGUGACGGUGAUUGAACAGAAGGAGGAAGGGAAGGAGGAAAGGAAGAACGUAGAAACGUAAAAAGAAAGAAAGCAAGAAGAAAGAAAAGAAGAAAAAGAACGCAUUAGAUUGAUGUCGAUCGGCAUGAUCGGUGGUGCGUCUCCAUGGAAGGUGGGCCAUUGAGGCGUACGGUGGGCGGCUGUGCGUCGAACCUCGAAAGGGAACACCACGCGUCGAAGAGAAGAAGGCGUCUGUCGACGAGACGAGUUUGAUAUCCUUGAUCUCUUCAAGACGAAUAAGAGAGGUAAAUAAAUAAAUAGAGAUAAAUAGAGAGAGAGAGAGAGAGAGAGAGAGAGAGAGAAAGAGUGAGGGGGAAAGGGAGAGGGAGAGGGAAAGAGUCCACUCCAGGGACAUACGCACAAGCCGUGUCCGGGAGAUGUACGGAAUCUCGAGAGGAGCUCGUCGCGCGGGUGGGUUUAAUUCGAUGCGACAUCGUCAUCAUAAUCAUCAUCGUAAUCAUCAUCAUCGUCGUCAGAGAUUCUCCGGCGGAGUUAACGAAAGGUUCGAAAGUAUUGCGGCAAAAGUUAACGAAGAAAAAUCAAGAGUAGUAAUAAUAAGAGCAGAAGGAGAAACAGCAGAAACGGCAGAGACAGUAGCAGCAACAGCAACAGCAAUAGCAGCAGCAGCAGCGGCAACGGCAACGGCAACAAUAGCGCGCCGGUGGCAGUGACUGUCGGCGGUAGUUUGGUGGGAGUCGAAGGGGGAAACGGCGAAAGAGAGAGGGGGAGAGGAGCGUGUUUUUCCGAGAUUCGUCGUCGAAGAAGAACGAGAGGGUCAGUUCCGGCCCGCUCGGCUGGCCGUGCGCGUCUCUAUUCUUUGGUUAUUCGUUCGUCGUUCUUUCGUGUAUGUGUGUGUGAGAGAGCGUGUGCGUGUACGUGUACAAGUUACACACACACACACAUAUUAUAUAUAUUAUAUAUAUAUAUAUAUGUAUGUAUGCGUGCGUGCGUGUAAGCAAGUUAAGUAAGUGAGCAGACGAGAUCGUUGUGCGCGCGAGGUACGGUUAAACGGCCUUAUCUAAAAAGAAGAGUGAGAGAAGGAGAGGAAGAGAGAGAGAGAGAGAGAGAGAUAUAGCGAGAAGGAGGGAGGAAGAAGAAGGAUAGAGAUAUAUACACAAACGUGCUGGCGCGCGCGCGCGCGCACUCACUCAACGCGAACCAAGUGCUCGACGAACACACAGUGCGUGCAUUUGAGUCACGCGCGCUCCUCUGUUAAAACUUCUUUUCGAAUACGGUAGAAGAGAACUUUUAAAGGAAAUUCUCUCUCUUAUAUAUACACGUAUAAAUCUCUUUAGAAGGAGAAGGAGGAAAAAAAAGUUCGAAUGGGAUAGUGGAGAUUCGGAGUGACCGGUUCGUUGAAAGAUAGAAAGAGAGAAAGAAAGAGAGAGAGAGAGAGAGAGAGAAAGAAAGAGAGAGAGAGAGAGAGAGAGUGAGAGUGAGAGAAAGAGAGAAUAUCUUGAAGCGGUGGCCGCGCCUCACACGACUAUCAUCAUCGAGAGAAGAGCGUCAGAGGUGGUAGCAGAGUGACAGCAACGGUGGUGGUGGUGGUGGUGGUGGUGGUUGUGGCGGCGAUACUCCAGCAACGCUAUAUAAUUUCUGGAAUGUGACAGGAAACUCCCGUAGCGUGGAAAAUCUUGGAAAAGGAUUACCAUCGGACGUCCCUUAGCAAGAGAUAAAAAUCAGCUGGUAUGUCAAAUAAUCAGCUGGUUGACUCCUGUCUGCUGGUGAAUCGCCGGAUUGAGCAGAGACAGGAGCACAACAUAACGCGCACUGAGAUAACGCAGAGACGCGUACUUCAGGACAAAGGUUCCGACAUGCCACAGUAUACCGGACAAAGUGACGCGGACUAUCAUGGAAGUAACGGACAAGCGGAUACACAUUCGUUACACUCAUCCCAUCUGUCUGUCCAAGAAGAUCCAUUGCUCAUCCGAACUCAUAAACAACAAACUUCACAGCAAGUAACUACCGUGACGAAAGUAGUGCGUGAGGUUUCACACAUGGAACCAGAUCCAGGUGCAGUCAGUUACAUGUCGGUGCCAUUGAUGUCGCAAGAGUAUCAACAUGCUGAUCCGAGAUACGCAGCGGAUCCAUACAUGGUCAGUUUUGACCAUUACGAUCCAUACCUCGGCUACCCUCCGCAACCUGGUUACCCAGGUCCUCAUGGAAUUUACAUGCCACGAUCGCAUUCACCACACAGCCCGCAUAGUCCGUCAGAGCACAGUCGUGCAUCACCACCGCAUGAAUAUCUGCGUAAAGCAGCACCAUUCGUGGAAGGUGGUUACAACGACAUUGACCCAGGCCUUAAUCCGGCUUUGCAAGAUCACUAUCGCAUCACUCCAAGUCCUGGCGGUCCCGGAGAUCAAUAUGAUCAGAUCAGCAACUCAUGGAAUAUGGAUGACUCUGGCGAACCUUCACAACAUCCUCAUGAUGAGAGUAAAGUGGCCUAUGGUUACGUAUCUCCGUCCCCAUAUGGACCAGUAGGAUACGGCCCUGGCGUUGGGGUAGGUCCAGUGCCAGUUCUUAACGAUGUUCCCGGAUAUGACGAAGGUCAUCCAAUUCCAUUGUCGUCUGGUGUACCACCUGGUAUAUUCGAGGACGAGGUACACCUUCAGCGAUUACAAUCCGGUCAUCCAGUCGUUCCUGGAAUGGCAUCGCCCUUGGACGAUGAUCAAAAAUCAAUGAGAUGGAGAGAUCCUAAUUUAUCGGAGGUUAUAGGUUUUCUGAGCAGUUCAGAUAACAUAAUCAAAGCGAAUGCAGCUGCCUACUUGCAACAUCUUUGUUAUAUGGACGAUCCGAAUAAACAGAAAACACGUAGUUUAGGAGGAAUACCACCCUUAGUGCAAUUAUUAAAUCAUGACGAUCCAGACGUAUAUAGAAAUGCAUGUGGGGCGUUACGAAACUUAUCUUACGGAAGGCAAAACGAUGAGAACAAGAGAGCGAUAAAGAAUGCCGGUGGUGUACCCGCUCUAAUUCAUUUGUUGCGUAUGACGCUUGAUGCCGAUGUAAAGGAACUGGUAACCGGAGUACUGUGGAAUUUGUCUUCUUGCGAAGAUUUGAAACGAUCGAUCAUCGACGACGGGGUGACGAUGGUAGUGAAGAAUAUAAUAAUACCUCAUAGCGGUUGGGAUCCAAGUUCUUCGAGCGGUGAAACAUGUUGGUCUACGGUAUUUCGUAAUGCAUCGGGUGUUUUAAGAAACGUCUCUAGUGCUGGAGAAUACGCGAGGAAGAAGUUAAGGGAAUGUGACGGACUCGUGGAUGCCCUUUUAUACGUAGUGCGUUCAGCUAUCGAAAAGUCGAACAUUGGUAAUAAAAUAGUGGAAAAUUGCGUCUGCAUCUUAAGAAAUUUAAGUUAUCGGUGUCAGGAAGUUGAGGACCCGAAUUACGACAAACAUCCGAUACAGUCGGCCGUGCAGAACAGAGUUGCAGCACCGGUGAAAGCAUACAGUUUAUGCCAAGGUGAAAAUUUGGGUUGCUUUGGUGGUAGUAAAAAGAAGAAGGACGGACAACCGGUUCAAAAGGAGAACGCAACGUCACGCACGACGAGCCCAAGAACGGAACCAGUCAGAGGGAUGGAGUUACUCUGGCAACCGGAAGUCGUUCAGUCUUAUUUAAGCCUUUUACAGACAUGUUCUAAUCCGGAAACAUUAGAAGCUGCGGCGGGAGCAUUGCAGAAUCUCGCCGCUUGUUAUUGGCAACCGAGCAUUGAAAUUCGUGCAGCUGUACGGAAGGACAAGGGCCUUCCUAUUUUAGUCGAAUUGUUAAGGAUGGAGGUGGAUCGAGUAGUAUGUGCAGUAGCUACUGCCCUGAGAAAUCUUGCGAUAGAUCAGCGCAAUAAGGAGCUAAUUGGUAAAUAUGCGAUGAGAGAUCUCAUUCAGAAGUUACCCUCGGGAAAUAAUCAGCACGAUCAGGGGACGAGCGACGAUACGAUAGCAGCAGUGCUUGCGACUUUGAACGAGGUCAUCAAAAAGAACGCCGAAUUUUCACGAUCGUUAUUGGACGCCGGUGGUGUCGACAGGCUUAUGAACAUAACUCGACAACGUCAAAAAUAUACCCCACGUGUUCUCAAGUUUGCAGGCCAAGUUCUCUUUACUAUGUGGCAACAUCAAGAAUUACGAGACGUUUAUAAGAAACACGGUUGGAAGGAACAAGACUUCGUUACGAAAACUGUAGCAGCUCGAAAUUCCGGACCCAAUUCGCCAAACAAUGCCAACAGCUAUGAUUGUAGCACAUUGAAUCGACCAAUGGCGAGCCAGGGUAGUACGAGAUACGAAGAUCGAACGAUUCAAAGAGCUAAUAUUAAUUCUAAUAACGUUGGAAGACCUACUAUUUACCAAUCUCAGCCGAAACCCGGUGAGCCGCUCUACGCGCAAGUUAACUUGGAGAAGAAAAAGAAGCGGCAAUACGAGCUGGGGGUGGGCCAGGGCGGUGGCGGUGGAGGUGGCGGAGGCGGCGCCGGUAGCGGUGGUGGUGGUGGUGGUGGUGUUGGUGUUGGUGUUGGUGGUGUUGGUAUUGGUGGUGUUGGUGUUGUCGGUGGUCAGAAUCAGGGACCAGUCGGUACGGUAUCGAGCGUUACUGGUGGAGCUGGUGGUACGCCAGGUACCACUCAGUGGAUGCCUGAUGGCGUCUCCAUCGGUGUCCAAGAUGGGACAUCAGGAAAUGCGACCGUUAGUAUACCACCAAGUUCAACAGCGGCAUCGGCAGGUGAUUCUUGGGUAUAAAAUGCGUCCUGUAAACUCGCGAAAUUUUUUUCUAACGUCGAUUGGAUUCAAUGAACGGAGGGAUCACAUCGGCAUUUGAACUUUUUCACGUUCGACGACGAUGACAACAACAAUAACAACAACGACUAUGACUACGACUAUGACGACGACGACGACGACGACUACGAUAAUUACGACUGCUAUUAAUACUAUUACUACCAAUGCUACUAUUACUACACAACUAUUAACUAUUUCUCUUAUUAUGACUACUAUGACUACGAUGCGUUCUUCUUCCUCAAAUUUUUCGUCCUCGUCGUUAUAUCCAUCAUCAUUGUCAUUAUUGUUAUCAUUAUUAUUAUUAUUAUCGUCGUUAUCAUUAUCAUCAUCGUCAUCAUCGUCAUCAUCGUCAUCAUCGUCAUCAUCAUCAUCGUCAUCAUCAUCAUCAUCAUCAUCGUCAUCAUCAUCAUCAUCAUCAUCAUCAUCAUCAUCAUCAUCAUCAUCAUCAUCAUCAUCAUCACCACCAUCUUCUUUUACUCCGAGCCUGCUCGUCGUCGAGCACAGCGAAAUAUAUGUAUGUCUACGAUUAUCGGCCAUUGAAGAGCUAGGACGAUUCAAGGAGGAAGAAGCCUUUUCCGUUCUUUCUUCCUCCCUCCCUUGUCUUUUGGCGCUGAGAAAAGGAAAGAAAAAAGAAGGGAAAAGCUUUUGAUAAGCUUUUUUCAACUGUCAAAUACACCAUAACGCUCUUUUAAUUAAUUCAAAUCAGCGACCCCCGUAACUCCUUUUUUCUUUACACUGGAUUGUACACACAUUUAUAUAUAUAUAUAUAUAUAUAUAUAUAUAUAUAUAUAUAUAUAUAUAUCUCUUAUGUGUUAGUGUUCCGAGAGAAGGCGGAAAUUUGUUGAGAUACAUAAGCAUGACUUGAACAUACAUACAUACAUAUAUAUGUAUAUAUAUAUAUAUAUGUGUUUAUAUAUAUAUAUAUAUAUAUAUAUAUAUAUAUAUAUAUAUA